Molecule: messenger RNA, 1184 nt
Organism: Syzygium oleosum
Lineage: Eukaryota; Viridiplantae; Streptophyta; Magnoliopsida; Myrtales; Myrtaceae
Product: chalcone isomerase-like protein 1
Exons: 4
Coding region: 183-1004 (273 amino acids)
Molecular function (GO): intramolecular lyase activity
Source: RefSeq, a predicted model, not a curated record
AAUUGACUUCACCCUCACCCAAUUGCCGACACCGACGUCCGUUGAUGGCAGCACAAAUUGUGUCCGUGCACCACAUUCUUAUGUUAUAUACAACGUCACACCCAACUGCAUUCCCAUCCUAGUGCAAGCACACCCAUUUCCCUACUUUGUGCUCGAGCAGCAACAUCAAGUAAGCUCGAGCAAUGGCAAUCACGGCCGAGUCGGAGGUCAAAUCGCAGAAUAAUGUAGCUUCGGCAGCUGGGAACCGGGCUGAGGGGGAGGCGAGCGGCGCCGCGGUCGUCGAAGGGGCGGUUUCUGAGGCCGGCCAGGAGGAGUCCAGCGAUCAGACGUGCGAGAAAGGUCGAGGGAAGAAGGAAGCGAGCGGGGACGAAGCAAAGGAUCACGGGGCAAAGAGAGAGGAGGAGGUGGGAGUUGAAGUGGAGCCGAGGACUGGGGUCUCAUUCCCAGUUAGACAGGAGGAUGGUAAGCAAUUGAACUCUGUGGGUUUGAGGAUAAAGUCCAUGCUCGGGGUGGGACUCAAGAUCUAUGGCUUUGGUAUAUAUGCAGAUAAUGAGAAGCUGAGAGAUUUGCUGAAGUCCGAGUUCAGGGAAGCCCCGGCAAGGCCGACAGAGGAAAUGUACCAGAAGGUAAUAGACAGUGAUGUGGGGAUGAUGGUGAGAUUGGUGAUAGUAUUUUCCGGCCUCACCAUGAGCAUGGUAAGAAGCAACUUCAGCGAUGGCCUUGGAGGAGCCAUUAAGAAGCUCACCAGUGGGAAGAAGCAUGAGGAUCUCACAGACAAGGUCAUGGGUGAAGCAUCAGAUGAUAUCAAGCUAACAUCCGGUUCUGUAAUAGAGAUUUCUCGCCUUCCAGGAUAUACUCUCCAAAUUAAAGUGACGGAUAAGGUCGUGAGCAAGAUACAGAGCGAACUUCUAUGCAGGGCAUACAUCUAUAUGUAUCUCGGAGACGAUGCAUUCGACAUGGAAGCCAGAGAAAAGUUUGGGAUGUCCAUGCUCAAGCUUUUCUAGAGGCGUGAUUGAAAGAACUCAAAUGGAAAUAAGUGGAGUGCACCGGUUUUCCUCCUCUACCCAAUGAAGCAGUAAGAUUAUGCUCAAGAACUUAUUACUUUAAUUUCUGAAACAUAUCAAAAUAUAGCUCCAGCAGCAAAUAUCAUUACAUGGCUAUACAAUAAUAUUGGUUUCCACACA